Molecule: messenger RNA, 846 nt
Organism: Solanum verrucosum
Lineage: Eukaryota; Viridiplantae; Streptophyta; Magnoliopsida; Solanales; Solanaceae
Product: thaumatin-like protein
Exons: 3
Coding region: 7-807 (266 amino acids)
Biological process (GO): defense response
Cellular component (GO): extracellular region
Source: RefSeq, a predicted model, not a curated record
AAAGAAAUGGAAAUUACGAUGAAUUUUUCACGGAUAUCUUUUGCUCUCCAACUCUUCUUUAUAUGCCACUUCAUUACAUCAGGUAAACUAAGAGAGGUGGAGGGAUGCAGUAUUUACAUUAGUAACAAAUGCCCCUUCCCUAUAUGGCCAGCAACUGCCCCAAAUACGGGCCAUCCAGUUUUAGCAAACGGUGGUUUCUACCUUCCAUCCGGCGGAAUUCGCCGAAUUGGAUCCCCAGGGGACUGGAGUGGACGCAUUUGGGCUCGAACCGGCUGCAAUUUCGACGUACCCACCAAUCACAAACCGGCCUGUGAAACAGGCGAUUGUGACGGAAAACUCGAAUGUGAAGGAACUAUAGGCCUUCCUCCAGCUACACUAGUAGAAAUGACAAUACAAUAUGAUAAAAAGCAGCCAAGUUUCUACGAUGUAAGCUUAGUUGACGGAUAUAACCUCCCUGUUUCGGUAACAAAUAAGCCUUCAACAUCAAAAUGUCUUAUUAGAGGGUGCACCCAAAACAUGAAAGAUACGUGUCCACCUGAGCUUCAGGUUGUAAAUGAUGAAGGACAAGUGGUGGCGUGUAAAAGUGCUUGCUUGGCAUUCAAUCUUGACUCGUUUUGUUGUAGGAACAAAUAUGGAAGUCCUGAAAAAUGCAAGCCGAGUGUGUACUCGAGUUUGUUCAAGAAAGCUUGUCCCUCUUACGUCAGUUAUGCUUUCGACACGCCUUCGCCUGUAGUCAGCUGUUCAUCCGAUCAAUUUGUUAUAACUUUCUGUCCAGAUAAAUGGGGCACUGAACAUUUAUCUGCUUGAUAAAACUGGGGCUUAAUUACUCUCUAGUUUAUACAUUUA